UGUGGUUUUCUCUUUGGUAGUUCCUUGAUUAGAAGUUUUUUUGCUUUAUUGUUUGCCUGGUGUUAAUCCCUGCGUAUCCAGGUGUGGGUUACUGGAGGGAAUGCAUUCUGGUCUUUUUGUUUCCUUUUUUGUUGUCUCUUGAAUGGUAUCUAAAUGUGUCUAUUUUUUUUUUUGGUAUGUCUGAUAGGAAGUCCUUUAAUGAGGUUUUACCAUUUACCAGAUGAGGUAUCUCGGGAUUGAGGUCUUGUGUGAAUUACAUACGUUUUAUCAAGAACUAACAUCAGGAAUUGGCCUUGAUCACUCUUUGUGUACUUAGUAAAGAUUGCCUGCCCUAUGUUGGGUGCAUCCACAUUCAUUUUGUUACAAAUUGAAAAAUCACGACCUAUUAAAUGUGCAACCUUUGGGGCUGCUUCCUUGCAACAAAGAUACUUAGCUACUGGAGAUUUUGGUGGAAAUUUAAAUAUAUGGAAUUUGGAAGCUCCAGAAAUACCAAUAUAUUCUGUGAAAGGACAUAAAGAAAUCAUAAAUAGCAUUGAUGGAGUUGGUGGUCUGGGAAUUGGUGAAGGAGCCCCAGAAAUUGUGACAGGAAGUCGUGAUGGGACAGUGAAAGUCUGGGACCCAAGACAAAAAGAUUUUCCAGUUGCCAAUAUGGAACCAGCACAAGGAGAGAGUACAAGAGAUUGCUGGACGGUUGCAUUUGGCAAUGCAUAUAAUCAAGAAGAACGGGUUGUAUGUGCUGGUUAUGACAACGGGGACAUCAAGUUGUUUGACCUUAGGAAUAUGACAUUACGAUGGGAGACCAACAUUAAGAAUGGGGUCUGCAGUGUUGAAUUUGACAGGAAAGAUAUAAACAUGAACAAAUUGGUAGCUACAUCACUUGAAGGAAAAUUUCAUGUGUUUGAUAUGAGAACUCAGCAUCCAACUAAAGGUUUUGCUUCUGUUUCAGAGAAGGCUCACAAGUCCACUGUGUGGCAAGUUCGGCACUUACCACAGAACAGAGAUGUCUUUGUGACAAGUGGAGGAGCUGGAAACCUUCAUCUCUGGAAAUAUGAGUAUCCCGCACAGCGCUCUAAGGAGGAUUCAGAAGGAACAGAAAUGGGAGUAGCGGGUUCAGUUAGCCUUUUACAGAAUGUGACAUUAUCAACCCAGCCAAUUUCGAGUCUUGACUGGAGUCCUGACAAACGUGGUCUUUGUGUCUGCAGCUCAUUUGACCAGACUGUGAGAGUACUCAUAGUCACAAAAUUGAACAAAAUUUGACAGGAUUUCUAACAGUAAAAAACGUUCAUCUGUAUCCUUGAACAAACUUGGAAAUUUGUUGAGAAGACACAAGAUGUGAAAAAGUUUUCUUCAACUGUGGAUUUUACAUUUCUAGAAAAUGCACUUGGUAGUUUAACAUAUUAAGACCUAUUCACUGUUAUAGAUGCUUUUAAAUCCAAGCUACCUUAUGCUUAUAGUAGAAUUAUUGCAGUAUAAUCAAUUUUCUUUAAAUGAAUUACUUCAAUUAUUUGGAAUUCGUAUUUUAAAUACCCUAUGUUUUGGAUUACACUGACUAAAAUUUGAACAGCUGUUUUAAUAGAUUAGAUUUGUUAUUUUGUUAUUGACUACCUGUUUAAACAUUAACUUGUGUUCAGAUCAGUAAAUAUUCUGUCUUUAAAAACAAAUGUCCUUAAAAUGUGUUAUUGAGGUAUUAUAGAUGUUAAUCAGAUUGAUGUCAUUUAAAUAUAUAGAUGUAAUUUACCUGAUAUGUUUAUAUAAUUGUUACAAUACGAGGGUCAAAUAAACAAUUGUAUUUUUUGGAUUAUUUAAGUAUAAUGAUUUUAGAUUGUGUGAAACAGCCAAGAGUAUAGUCACUCUGUCCUCUAGUGGGAGAUUGGGCAUAUUACAGAAAAAUCAAGCAAGAUAAAACAGGGUUUGUGUGACAAGCAUUGAAAGCUGCCUGUAGGAUUUCUAAGGAUUCCCAAGGGUUUAUUAAGAAAUUGUUAUCAUAGUGGCUUGCAUUAUGGCUUUAUGGUUGUAUGAUAUAAUGGUUUGCAUGACAAAUUGAACCACAAAUCAUAGCCUAUAGAUAAAUGGUCAGCACAUUAUGUGAAAUGCAAUUAACUGGGUUAAUUGAGCUAUGAUUAUAUUAAUCAUGGAUAAGCAUUACACACAAUUAGCCAAUCAAAUUUUAAUCUAAUUUACUAGCAAACAAUUUGGUUAUCUUAUGAUUUAAAGUGUCUUUUAAAUCUAACAACAGCAACAAUAAUUUAUUAAAUAAUUUAUUGUGCUGCCCAAGUCAUGGUGAUUCAUUAGAUUGAUUGAAUGCAGCCUCAUUUAUAAUGGGUUCUGCAAUAAAUAGCAGUUCCCCCUUGUACAAAAAGAUUUCAUUUGUCUGCUUCGGUACAAAAUACACAUUUUAAACAAAUUUAGAAGUCAGUUGCUUUGAUCACAUUUCUGGAAGGUGU
Ahaetulla prasina is the source of this 2444-nucleotide messenger RNA. It is a transcript of the gene DNAAF10, whose product is annotated as dynein axonemal assembly factor 10. The coding region runs from base 334 to 1257 and encodes 307 amino acids. Lineage: Eukaryota; Metazoa; Chordata; Lepidosauria; Squamata; Colubridae. Gene Ontology annotation, molecular function: ubiquitin binding. The record is from RefSeq and is a predicted model, not a curated record. The transcript has 8 exons.